UAUUUACCGAAGCGGAGCCGCGGGCUGUGACGGCAGCAGAGCCCCUCGCCUCUCCGGGCGCACCGGUCGGCACUGUUCUCCCGCGCGGGGCUCCCGCGCCCGCCCGCGGGCCGUUGGGAGCGGGGGAGGCGGAGGCGGCCCGAGGCCAGAGCACCCGCCAGGCGCCGAGGGGAAUAUGAAACAGGUGUCAAAAUGACAUCCAGAUUUGGAAAAACUUACAGUAGGAAAGGAGGAAAUGGCAGUUCAAAAUUUGAUGAAGUUUUUUCCAACAAACGGACUACUCUUAGUACAAAAUGGGGAGAGACCACAUUUAUGGCUAAAUUAGGGCAAAAGAGGCCCAAUUUCAAACCAGAUAUCCAAGAAAUUCCGAAGAAACCUAAAGUAGAAGAAGAAGAUACUGGAGAUCCUUUUGGUUUUGAUAGUGAUGAUGAGUCUCUACCUGUUUCUUCAAAAAAUUUAGCCCAGGGUAAGGGUUCAUCUAGUGAAGCUGCUCAGCCCGAAGAAGCCACGUCUGUACUUGAAGCUAAUAGCACAUUUAGUCAUGUGGUGGGUGAAGACAGUUUGGCCUCUGAUAAAUGCUUACUUAUGGAGGAUGCUUUGAUUGGGAAGGAAAAGAGCACACAUAGAAUCUCAGAAGACAAUGCAAACAAAAGUAGUUGUGCUAAAUUAAUAACUUCAGAUAAAGUGGAGAUUUUUAGUGAAGAACAUGAAAAAAAUAGUCACCAUUUCCAUAAAAAUGCUGAAGAUAGUACUAAGAAACACAGUACAGAAACCAUAGUGGAUUCUGAAUAUAAAGCUGACGAAAUUAAGGAAACAAAUGAUACUUGGAAUGCCCAGUCUGGGAAAAGAUCAGAGUCUCCUUCUGAAAGUUGUCCAAGCAAAGGACCUGUAAGAACUGGUUUAUAUGAGUGGGAUAAUGAUUUUGAAGAUAUCAGAACAGAAGACUGUAUUCUGAAUUUGAAUAGUGAUUCUCUUUUGGAGAUGAAGGAUGAGAAUUUAAAAAACCGAUUGGAAAAUCUAAAUGAAGCCAUUGAAGAAGAUAUUAUACAAAGUGUUCUUAGGCCAAGCAACUGUAGGACGUACUGUAGGGCCAAUAAAGCGAAAUCCUCACAGGGAGCAUCAAAUUUCGAUAAGCUAAUGGAUGGCACCAGUCAGGCCUUAGCCAAAGCAAACAGUGAAUCAAGUAAAGAUGGCCUGAAUCAGGCAAAGAAAGGUGGUGUAAGUUGUGGGACCACUUUUAGAGGAACAGUUGGACGGACUAGAGAUUACACUGUUUUACAUCCAUCUUGCUUGUCAGUUUGUAAUGUUACCAUCCAGGAUACAAUGGAACGGAGUAUGGAUGAGUUCACGGCAUCCACUCCUGCAGAUUUAGGAGAGGCUGGCCGGCUCAGGAAAAAGGCAGAUAUUGCAACUUCCAAGACCACUACUAGAUUUCGACCUAGUAAUACUAAAUCCAAAAAGGAUGUUAAACUUGAAUUUUUUGGUUUUGAAGAUCAUGAUGAGACAGGAGGUGAUGAAGGGGGUUCUGGAAGUUCUAAUUACAAAAUUAAAUAUUUUGGCUUUGACGACCUCAGUGAAAGUGAAGAAGAUGAUGAUGAUGACUGUCAAGUGGAAAGAAAGACAAACAAAAAAAGAACUAAAACAGCUCCAUCACCUUCCCUGCAGCCUCCCCCUGAAAGCAAUGACAAUUCCCAGGAUAGUCAGCCUAGUACUAAUAGUGCAGAAAACUUGGAUUUUACAGAGGACUUGCCUGGUGUGCCUGAGAGUGUGAAGAAGCCCAUAAAUAAACAAGGAGAUAAAUCCAAGGAAAAUACCAGAAAGAUUUUUAGUGGCCCCAAACGGUCACCUACAAAAGCUGUAUAUAAUGCCAGGCAUUGGAACCAUCCAGACUCAGAAGAACUGCCUGGACCACCAGUAGUAAAACCUCAGAAUGUCACAGUGAGGCUGUCUUCAAAGGAACCAAAUCAAAAAGAUGAUGGAGUUUUUAAGGCUCCUGCACCACCACUCAAAGUGAUAAAAACUGUGACAAUACCUACUCAGCCCUACCAAGAUAUAGUUACUGCACUGAAAUGCAGAAAAGAAGACAAAGAAUUAUAUACUGUUGUUCAGCACGUGAAGCACUUCAAUGAUGUGGUGGAAUUUGGUGAAAAUCAAGAGUUCACCGAUGACAUUGAAUACUUGUUAAGUGGCUUAAAGAGUACUCAGCCUCUAAACACACGUUGCCUUAGUGUUAUUAGCUUGGCUACUAAAUGUGCCAUGCCCAGUUUUCGAAUGCACCUGAGAGCACAUGGGAUGGUUGCAAUGGUCUUUAAAACCUUGGAUGAUUCUCAGCACCAUCAGAAUCUGUCCCUCUGUACAGCUGCUCUCAUGUACAUAUUGAGUAGAGAUCGUUUGAACAUGGAUCUUGAUAGGGCCAGCCUAGAUCUCAUGAUUCGACUCUUGGAACUGGAACAAGAUGCUUCUUCAGCUAAGCUACUGAAUGAAAAAGAUAUGAACAAGAUCAAAGAAAAAAUCCGAAGACUCUGUGAAACUGUGCACAAUAAGCAUCUUGAUCUAGAAAAUAUAACGACUGGUCAUUUAGCUAUGGAGACAUUGUUGUCCCUUACUUCCAAACGAGCAGGAGACUGGUUUAAAGAAGAGCUCCGGCUUCUGGGUGGUCUGGAUCAUAUUGUAGAUAAAGUAAAAGAGUGUGUGGAUCAUUUAAGUAGAGAUGAGGAUGAAGAGAAACUAGUAGCCUCUUUAUGGGGAGCAGAGAGAUGUUUACGAGUUUUAGAGAGUGUAACAGUGCAUAAUCCAGAAAAUCAAAGCUACUUGAUAGCCUAUAAAGAUUCACAACUCAUUAUUUCAUCAGCUAAAGCAUUACAGCAUUGUGAAGAACUAAUCCAGCAGUAUAACCGUGCUGAGAACAGCAUAUGCAUAGCAGACAGUAGACCUCUGCCUUACCAGAAUGUAACUAACCACGUGGGCAAAGCAGUGGAGGACUGCAUGCGGGCUAUCAUUGGGGUAUUGCUCAAUUUAACUAAUGAUAAUGAGUGGGGCAGCACGAAGACAGGAGAACAAGAUGGACUUAUAGGCACAGCCAUGAACUGUGUCCUUCAGGUUCCCAAGUACCUACCUCAGGAGCAGAGAUUCGAUAUUCGAGUGCUGGGAUUGGGUCUACUGAUAAAUCUGGUGGAGUAUAGUGCCCGGAAUCGACACUGCCUUGUCAACAUGGAAACAUCCUGUUCUUUUGAUUCUUCUUUCUCUAGUGGAGAAGGAGAUCAGAGUUUAAGGCUAGCUGGACAAGUUCAUGCUGUUCAGGCAUUAGUACAGCUAUUUCUCGAACGAGAGCGAGCAGCACAGUUGGCAGAAAGUAAGACAGAUGAAUUGAUCAAAGAUGCUCCCACCACUCAGCACGAUAAGAGUGGAGAGUGGCAAGAAACAAGUGGAGAAAUACAGUGGGUGUCAACGGAAAGGACUGAUGGUGCAGAGGAGAAGCAGAAGAAGGAGGAGGAGGAUGAAGAACUCGAUCUCAAUAAAGCCCUUCAACAUGCUGGCAAACACAUGGAGGAUUGCAUCGUGGCCUCCUACACAGCCUUGCUUCUUGGGUGUCUCUGCCAGGAAAGUCCCAUCAAUGUAACUACAGUGAGGGAAUACCUUCCAGAAGGAGAUUUCUCAAUAAUGACAGAAAUGCUUAAAAAAUUCUUAAGCUUCAUGAAUCUUACUUGUGCUGUUGGAACAACAGGCCAGAAGUCUAUCUCUAGAGUGAUUGAAUAUUUGGAACAUUGCUAGCUGCUUUACCUUUGCUUCAGGUGCUUGGUAAUGCUGGAGCUAUCCUUAGACAAAGAAAAGUCAUGAAAGAAGUCCUUGAAGAUAUACCAAGAACAUUCAUCAGUAUCAUUCGUGUUUGGAUUUUUAUGACCACCCGAUUUCUUCAUCAUCAUGCAUUCUGCAUUUGCUAAAUGACAGUUACUACAUCAAUCUGCAGCUAUCAAAAAUGAGGGAAAGGUUCAGGCUGUUAACAGUCCCAUGCAGUAUUUGAAUACACUUACUUGGCAGAGUCUAUACCUCCCCUCGGUUCCUUGCUUCUUCUUAGCAAGGUUGAAAGGGGGAACUUGCUGCUGUUAGUGCAACUGCUGUGUAUGUGGAGCCACUGUUGUCAUGGCAGUCAGGUGCAAAGGCAGCUUAGCUACUGAGGUAGUGAAUGUUCGAGGACAUUCGAGACAACAGCUUAGUUCCUUUUUCAGGCUCAUUUGCUUUUGCUUUUUGUUGAAUGAUUCCAAUCGUAAAUAAAGCUUUUAAUAAUUUUGUGAA
This is a messenger RNA of Peromyscus maniculatus bairdii (prairie deer mouse), 4293 nucleotides long. RefSeq names its product WAPL cohesin release factor (gene Wapl). The record is from RefSeq and is a predicted model, not a curated record. NCBI's taxonomy places the organism in Eukaryota, Metazoa, Chordata, Mammalia, Rodentia, Cricetidae.